Molecule: messenger RNA, 3064 nt
Organism: Armigeres subalbatus
Lineage: Eukaryota; Metazoa; Arthropoda; Insecta; Diptera; Culicidae
Gene: Chmp1
Product: charged multivesicular body protein 1B2
Exons: 3
Coding region: 209-820 (203 amino acids)
Biological process (GO): late endosome to vacuole transport; protein transport; endosome transport via multivesicular body sorting pathway
Cellular component (GO): multivesicular body; ESCRT III complex
Source: RefSeq, a predicted model, not a curated record
GACAGUGACCGAGAAUCAAAACAAACCAGUUAUCUCAACAAUCGAAUAUUAGAAAAUUUCUUCACAAAAGUGACUCAUCUCUGAACCUCUCUGAACAAAAUAAAUUAUUGAAAGCUGAUCAAGUCUCAAACUUCUAAGAUAUUAACAAAUAUUAAGUAUUAGUUUUUGCAUAUUCGUUGAGUAUAAUAAUAUCAAAACGGGGAACGAUAUGUCUGUAUCGGCAAUGGAAAAACACCUAUUUAAUCUCAAAUUUGCCGUUAAGGAUCUGGAGCGGAACGCUAAAAAAUGCGAAAAAGAGGAAAAAACGGAAAUUCUAAAAACAAAAAAGGCCAUCCAGAAAGGCAACACGGAGGUGGCCAGAAUACAUGCCGAGAAUGCCAUUCGGCAGAAAAAUCAAUCCCUCAACUACCUACGGAUGAGCGCCCGAGUAGAUGCUGUGGCAAGUCGGGUUCAAACGGCUCUGACGACCCGUCAGGUCACCAACUCGAUGGCCGGGGUGGUCAAAGCUAUGGACGCUGCUAUGAAGGGUAUGAAUCUGGAGAAAAUUUCCGGUCUGAUGGAUAAGUUUGAAUCCCAGUUCGAGGACUUGGACGUUCAGAGUUCUUACAUGGAAAAUACAAUGUCUCAGACGACGACAACGUCUGUACCGCAGAACGAUGUUGAAUCACUGAUGCAACGGGUGGCUGACGAGGCUGGUCUGGAGUUGAACAUGGAACUUCCUAGCGGGCCGGCAUCUACUGCUAUCGGAGCAUCAACACAGGCUUCAACUGAACAGGACGAACUAACGGCUCGUCUCGCCCGAUUACGUCAGGCGGAAUAAAAUUGCUUUGAUUUAUUAAAUGGUUUUAGCUGAUGUUAACGACUUACGGAAUGAACGAUUCAACUUGAUGUGUAUUGAUCGCCACAAUGCAUAUUCACCCUUAUUAUUAAGUACAACAGUCUACGGAUUUUGUCUUUAAUGAGACUUCGGUUAAAGAAAACAAAAAUUUCGCCCUAUUAAACAUUCAGGGAGAUCAAAAACCCGGCUAGGCCCGAUGCCCAAGUAGCGUCUUUUCAACGCUACGUGCAUGCGGCCUUGAACAAAACACAGGUGUUAACAGCGAUAACGCAGCGUGGGAAGACGUUACGAGGACAUCGGGCCUAACGCGAAAAAUACUUCCUAUGUGUUAAGUUAACUGAUAACCUCAUACCAAGAUUCUCGGGAUAUGAAGCUUUAUUUACGGACUAGUGAUCCUACCGACACUUUCAAACGAAUUUGAACCGAAAUUUUUUCGAAGUUGUUCUCGUCCUGCUCGUUCCUUUUUGUCAACGAAUGGAUAUGAGGGGGAUGGGAAUAAUUUCGAGUUGCUCAUUGGAUAGCAUUAUAUUCGUUUGACAGUGACUAUAGUGCUGUCCAAUGAGAGCUUGAAGUAGCUCAAAGUUUCUCCCUGUCCUGAUCAUGCCCAUUUGUUGACAAAAAAGAACAAGCAGGACGGGAACAACUUCGAGCUGACCAUUGGACAGCACUUAUAAUAACAGUGUCGUCAAGUGUCAGAAUUGGAACAGAAUGGUCUGUUAUUUCCAUACAAAUGCGCGUUCCAAACGAGCAGGAGACCUAUCAAACGUGACACAUGACGUUACUCUUCUUAUAUAGGACUCUAAUUCGUUUUCGCUUUCGAUUCUGCUCCCGUCCCGUCCUGCUCGUUCUUGUUCAACAAACAGAGAUGCAUCUGAACACGAGAACGCGUGUUCGUGUUCAAAACGUUCUGAACACUGCACACUGUUCAAGAGCACUGACCUAACUUAGCCACUUGUAUCCUAGGAAAAUGUUGGCAUGCUACACAUUUUUCGACUAGUAAUGGAACACGUGGGCUUCUAACGGAUAGAAAUCAAGCAUGCUGGUAUGUUUUUGCAUAGUUUCAAAUCUAAGGAAUCAUAGUUACCAUGAUCGUUUUCUUGGCUCACGUUCUGUUCAGGAUGUAUCUCUGUCAACGAAUGGACAUGAGAGGGACGGGAAUAACUUCGAGCUACUUCGAGCUGCUUAUUGGACAUCAUUAAUGUCAGUCUAUUUUUAUUUGAAAGUGCAUUUGAAUAUCCUAGAUUUGAAUGUACAAGCAGAGAUGUCCUACACAGUUGGCAAAAAAUCUGCUCUUUUAUUUUUCACAAUUUUCUACAGUAAAAUGAAAUACAUUCAGUGAGUGCAACUAAUAGAUGGAUAUUUGAGUUUUCAAAAUGUUACUUCCAUCUGACAAAAUGCUGCACGAAGUGAUAUCUAUCUAUUAGUUGCACUCGUUGAAUGAAUUUUAUUUGGUUGUUAAAAAUUGUGAAAAAUAAAAGGGCAGAUUUUUGCCAACUGGGUAGGACAUCUCUGUAAAACAAGCAUGCAAAUAGCUUCUAACCUCGAGAAUCUUAUGCUCGGAAUUUGUAACCAUGUUUCCAUGGGAAUUUUUGAGGCAACUGAUAUCCUAACACCUCGGGAAUCUUGAUCAUGAAUUUUGCUUCCAUGUAUUUUUAAAUAGGCGGGAUUGACAGGAUCUUGACGCAAAAAUAGAAAAUUCUAUGAACAAGAAUAUACGAUACCUGUGUCCGGUUGACCACCCUUAAGCCUCGAACGCAAUAGAACAGACGGGGCGGUAAUGGCAGGAUUUGACAGAAUUGCAUUCUGAGCUUUAUAAUAUUUGUAUUUUGCUGACGUCGCGAAUAAGCAUGUGGGUUGAAUUUCACUUUAAUUAAUACAUAGAAACGCAUGUCUGGGUUCUAAUAUGUUCAUCAUUAAUUUGGUUGAUUUGGAAAGCGAUGAUUUACAAUUUUCGAUCGGUGAUUUGCAUUUUUGUUCUGUUUUAACUUUCUAUUGAAGAAAUAAGCAGAUUAGGAUUUCAAAUAAAGCAAAACUUAAAGUUUUUUUUGCUAAUUAGCGUAAGAAAAUUGUAAGCCUAAUUUAAAUUGUAUUUUACUUUUUUACAAUUGUGUCAAUCCAGCACCAAAUAGUUUCUAUGCUAAGUCGUUGAAUAAAGCUAAGUAUGUAUAAUAUGUUUCUUUUCUGUACAUCUGUGCUUUAUAAUAAACGCAAUGUGAUAAGUAUGGA